Molecule: messenger RNA, 1437 nt
Organism: Vespa crabro (European hornet)
Lineage: Eukaryota; Metazoa; Arthropoda; Insecta; Hymenoptera; Vespidae
Product: THUMP domain-containing protein 3-like
Exons: 7
Coding region: 71-1396 (441 amino acids)
Biological process (GO): tRNA methylation
Molecular function (GO): RNA binding; tRNA (guanine) methyltransferase activity
Source: RefSeq, a predicted model, not a curated record
CGUAGUUUAUGUUGAUGUGUGUAGCGGGUAACUUAAUUUAUACUUUUGUAUAUAUUAAUAUAAAAAAAAAAUGAUGGAUAACAUUGAGAAUUCCAAUUUAUACGAUCUUUUUCAAGAAUCAUUGACAGACGAUAAUCUUUUUAUGAUGGGGACAAGCGUAGAUACAGGUUUUGAAUGGCAAGCCAUCGAUGAAUGUCGAGAGAAGAUAGAUAAACGUCUUCAUGUUGUUAAAGAACGUGGAAACAUUUAUUUCAACGUACCUUGGCAUCAAUUUAUCGAUGUACAAAAAAUGAGAUCAAUAGAUAAUAUAUUUAUAGUUGGAAGUGUACUUAAACUUAACUUUGAUGGAAUCAAUAAGGAAGCUGAUUUAAAAUUAUGUACAAAUGUUGUACAUGAUAAUGUGAAAUUGGAAAAGGCAUUGAAUGCGUGGAAAAGCAUUACUCGAUUCUCAGGAAAAAUCUAUCCAACUAUUAACGAAUAUGAAGAGGCUCGAAAAUGUGAGAAAAUUUUUGAUAGCUUAAAAUCCACCGGUUCUAAAAUCAGAAAAAGAGGACAAAAUCCAGCUGAUGCAGACCACAAUGAUGUUUUAAGAUAUAGAGUAACUUGUGAAAGAAUCGGUAAACAUAGCUUUGAAUCUCCUGAAGCCGCUAGAAUUAUAGGAGGAGAACUACAAGAUAAAUACCAUUGGCUAGUUGACUUAUCUACAUAUCACUUGGAAAUAAUUUGUAAAAUAAUUAAAAAUGAGAUAGUGACACAACUACGUACUACACAUGAAUCCAAACAUCAUAGAAAUAUUAUGCAUUUUGGACCAACUACGCUGAGAGCUACCAUAUGUUACAAUUUAUUAAGAUUGGCACAUCCAAAUCCAGGAGAUAUCAUAAUUGAUCCUAUGUGUGGAAGUGGUUCUAUUCCUAUUGAAGGAGGAUUGGCCUAUGAAAAUUCAUACAUGUUAUGUGGAGAUAAUCAUAUAAAGGCUGUGCUAAGAUCAAAAUCUAAUAUAAAUAUCUCCUGUCUUAAGUCUAAAAUUGAUCUAACACAAUGGAGUGUUACUUAUUUACCAUUCUUAAACUCUUCCAUUGAUAUUGUUGUGACUGAUAUGCCUUUUGGAAAACGCAGUGGCAAAAUGUCAGACAACAGAGUGCUUUAUAAAGAGUUCUUACUGCAAUUAGGUCGAGUUGUAAGACCUACUACUGGUCGAUUAGUAUUAUUAACAUAUGAUAGACGUAGUUUUCAUUUAGCAUUACAAAAAGCUGGUAACUUAUUCAGAAUAACAAAAAUAUUAGGUGUUAACAUAGGAGGACUACUUGCUGCUGUAUAUGUAUUAAAACGAACAAAAAUAGAAUAUAAAGAAUUCGAACGACGUACGAAUAACGAUCAUACCAUUACAAAACAAUAAAAUUAGUUAAUUUUUUAAACAAUUAAAUUUUUAUUUAAACA